AUGGAAUCAGAACUAUUAUCACAAGACUAUGAAAAGCACAAACCAGUUCUUUUAGGGCACCCCGCAGACAUAGACUUGUCCGAUAGCAUCCAACUUGUGUACGCAUCUUCAAAAAAGAACAGCUUCAACCUCUACACGGAUGGAUCGAAAACAGAGCGAGGCGCCGGUAGUGCAUUUUGCGCUUUACAAGGGGAGACUAUUAUUAAAACAUGGAAAAGAAGACUAGAUAUUAGAAAUACAGUCUUUCAGACAGAGGUUGCAGCGCUAAAAGCAGCAAUUAAAUUUGCAGUUUACUCACUUAGAUUCAGAGCAACAAUCUUCAGUGACUCGGCCUCUAGCCUGGCAGCGAUUAGAGGAAAUAAAAGGAGGAGCUCUUAUGUACAAGAGCUCAAAAAAAUUCUUUUGCAUUGCUCUCCCUCCUUACGUCCACACUUGGUCUGGGUCCCAGCUCAUGAGGGCAUCACAGGCAAUGAAAAGGCAGAUGAGCUUGCCAAAUCGGCAGCAAAUGAUAAAAGCCUGAGAGAAUAUCCUGUGAAACUCCCAACCUCUUAUCUCAAGAGAAGUACUCUUGAAAAUGUAUUAUGCCAGUGGCAGGAAAGGUGGGACUCAGCACCCACGGGUAGAAGGACCCUACUCCUUUUUUUCCAAAAGUGGGAACUGUAG
Stegodyphus dumicola is the source of this 663-nucleotide messenger RNA. RefSeq lists its product as uncharacterized. The record is from RefSeq and is a predicted model, not a curated record. Lineage: Eukaryota; Metazoa; Arthropoda; Arachnida; Araneae; Eresidae.